AAAAAUCUCUCGGAUCGAUAUCGUCAUUUUUGCAGCAUGGCAUCCAAAUAUGGGUGUGACUGUGAUUGCGGUUCUUUACCCUGCGAUUGCCUGGCGACCAGUUCAGUGUGUACCCCGCCUCCUGCCUGUUGACAGCUGGGAUGGGCUCCAGCACUCCCGCGACCAUCGUGAGGAUAAGGGGAUAAGAAAAUGGAUGGAUGGAUGGCUGCAGGGAAAAAAAGUUAAAUACAUGCUCGCCAGGAGAGCAAACCCGUCCUACGCGGAGAGCGAAAGUACGUCAAGGAGCAGCCCAGCCUGUGAGCCGCACACCCCGGGGGACGACUGACAUGACUCGGCGGCCGAGAAGCAGUGUUCACAGCAGCGAGGAGGACGAGGAGGAGAACGAGACGUACGACCACGAUUAUGAGUGCUCGCUGGCGAAGCCCGGGAAGCGCCACCUCGGUAAAACACGCUGGACGCGAGAGGAGGAUGAGAAGUUGAAGAAAUCCGUGGAGCUCCACGGGUCCGACGACUGGAAACUCGUCGCAAGUUUACUCUCUAACCGAACAGACGUGCAGUGUCAGCACAGGUGGCAGAAGGUUCUCAACCCGGAACUCAUCAAAGGGCCUUGGACCAAAGAGGAAGACCAGCGGGUAAUCGAGCUGGUGCAGAAGUACGGCGCCAAGCGCUGGUCGGUCAUCGCCAAGCACCUGAACGGCCGCAUCGGGAAGCAGUGCCGCGAGCGCUGGCACAACCACCUCAACCCGGAGGUGAAGAAGACCUCGUGGACGGAGGAGGAGGACCGCAUCAUCUACGAGGCGCACGAGAAACUGGGCAACCGCUGGGCCGAGAUCGCCAAGCAGCUCCCCGGCAGGACCGACAACGCCAUCAAGAACCACUGGAACUCUACGAUGCGGCGGAAGGUAGAGCAGGAGGGCUACCUGCAGAGCGCUACGGCCAAGGCCGCCGGCUCAUCGCUCGGCCACGGCCACUGCCAGGUCAAGCCAGCCAGCCGCAUCUUGCCCUUCCCGCACCACUCCCCCAGUCUGACCCAGCUUCCCCCUGUGUCACCGCACAACUACGCUUACAUGUCCGACUCGCAUCGAGUGCCUUUCCCACUGGCCUUGCACCUGAACAUCCUGAACAUCCCCCAGCAUGGAACUUCUACCGUACAGAGACACUAUAGUGAGGAGGACCCUGAGAAGGAGAAGAGGGUGAAAGAGAUUGAACUGCUGCUCAUGUCGACUGAGAACGAGCUACGAGGCCAGCCGUCAAGACCAAUCAACUUGCCUUAUCCAGGCUGGGCCAGCCAGAGCCCGUUAACUUGCACCUUGGAGGGCGUGACCAAGUCAUUAACUCAUCACCAGGCCGCCGCCGCACCCACCCAUCCACUAGAUCAGACUUUCCUGCCCGAGGAGAGUGCCUUGGCUUUGCAGGCGCAGAGUGGCGCCAGCACCAUGCCCGAGUUCAUGGACUCGGUCUUUGACACAUUCCUCAACCAAUCAAUGAGUCCGGAGCAGUCCGACAGCGACAAACAUCCAGCGAGUUCGCCGAUGGAAGCCAAGACUCAGAAGGACAACGACAUUGAGAUGUUCACAACUCCCAACGUUCGCUUUUCCAUCCUGGAAUCACCUCCUUGCCCGCCCACACCUUUAAAUUCCACCUUGGCCCUGCAGGAGGCCAGGUAUGGACCGAUCAAGCUGCUGACUCCUUUGGAUCAGCAGAUGGUGGACUACAUUAAGAUGGAGCCUAUAGAGUGCACCAUUGAGCAGCCGCCUCUGAAGAAGAUCAAACAAGAGGUGGAGUCUCCAUGUGAAAGGAGUCCAUACAUGCAGUGGGAAGGCCAAGAACUCAACUCCCAGCUCUUCUCGCCAAACGGCCCUGCACAGGAAGUACCGGACUUGGUCACAAACUCAUUGCAGAGCGAAGAUGAACACAAAGCCUACCUCCUUCCUCACAGGACCUCUGACAGCCAACUACCACCGCUGAGCUCGAGGGAGCAGGCGACCAGGCAGAAAACCGAAGCGAGUGUCACCGCAGCCGAGCAAACCCCCAUCAAGUACAUCGAUGUGUUCCCAAUGAGGACGCUGGUCACGUAGAUGGCGCAAGAGGUGGGGGUCGGGGUUCAUAUUUGUUAGGGUACAACAGUUGGGAGAGGCGCCGUGCCACCUAGUUGACCAGCCAAAGAAGAUAUAUAUUUUUUUUUCAUACAUAGACAUUUGCUUUGUUUUUUUUUAACCAUUUGUCUCUUUUGGUCCUGUCUUUUUUUUAUCAAUGUUGUUUAAAAAAUGCAGGGAUGUAUUCAUUUGCAUUGGGCUGUACUGUUAAUUCAGAAUUUUGAUAUUAAUAUAAAGAACAAGUUGAUUAAUUUAUUUUCCAUGUUUUUAUUUUUUUUUAUUUUUUUUUUCAUUUCUACACAAUUGGCCAAUGGAGCAGUGUUGGACAAUUUAAGUAUUUAAGCCCUCUUUAUUUUAUUGCGUAUCCAGUGGCAUCUUUAUGGUUUGAAAACUGACCUAUUUGUUGAAUUUCAUUACUACUAUUUUGUAAAGGCUGUAAUGGGUCUUCUGAUAAUUUCAAGUGUUUGGUACCCGUCACCUCUUAUUAAACACGUAACUACUGAACACGAUGUGUUAACGGCAGCCGGGCUUUACACAGCUGAAAGGGGCAACGUGACUAGUAUUAACAGUUGAACACAUUGUCACCUUUCAAUUUCAUUUUUCUUUUGGUGAUGGGGAAGCAUUCAAUGAACAAAUGUUAUAUGUUAAAAGGAUUUAUGGUUACUCUACAGUACAUUGACACGUAUGUGUAAAACUACAUGCUUCACCCAGCAGGAGUGACAAGAUGCACUUGAAUUUAUCAGUUUAAGAAUAAAAAGAGUACUAAACACUG
Messenger RNA from Syngnathoides biaculeatus (alligator pipefish), 2868 nucleotides. RefSeq names its product v-myb avian myeloblastosis viral oncogene homolog (gene myb). NCBI's taxonomy places the organism in Eukaryota, Metazoa, Chordata, Actinopteri, Syngnathiformes, Syngnathidae. Gene Ontology annotation, cellular component: nucleus. Bases 198 to 2078 code for a protein of 626 amino acids. The record is from RefSeq and is a predicted model, not a curated record. The transcript has 17 exons. Gene Ontology annotation, biological process: regulation of DNA-templated transcription. Gene Ontology annotation, molecular function: DNA-binding transcription factor activity, RNA polymerase II-specific; RNA polymerase II cis-regulatory region sequence-specific DNA binding.